AUGCACUGGGUCCCUGAUGAGGGGCCUGGCCGCCUCUGGGCACCCCCACCAUGGCCUAACCUCCAGCCUGGCGUCCUCGGGGCCUCACUCAACAUCUCCAUCGCCAUGGGAGGCUGCUUCUCCAAACCCAAGCCAGUGGAGCUCAAAAUUGAGGUGGUGCUCCCAGAGAAAGAAAGAACCAAAGAGGAUGCCUCUCCCAACGGCCAAGCCAGCCCCCUGGCCUACAAAGCCAACGGCCGGGCCCGGCACUACCACCCGGAGGAGCGGCCGUCCACCCUGCACCCCUACCCCAGCCCUCACGACCGAGUGGAGGCUGCCGUGUGCCACGUCAAGGACCUGGAGAAUGGCCAGAUGCGGGAGGUAGAGCUGGGCUGGGGCAAGGCCCUCUUGGUGAAGGAGAACGGGGAGUUCCAUGCCUUGGGCCACAAGUGUCCACACUACGGAGCCCCCCUGGUGAAAGGGGUCCUCUCCAGGGGCAGGGUCCGAUGCCCCUGGCAUGGUGCCUGUUUCAAUAUUGCCACUGGAGACAUUGAAGACUUCCCAGGCCUAGACAGCCUGCCCAAAUUCCAGGUGAAGAUUGAGAAGGAGAAGGUGUACAUUCGAGCCAGCAAACAGGCCCUGCAGACACAGAGGAGGACGAAGGUGAUGGCCAAGUGCAUCUCCCUCAGCAAUUACCACGUGGGAAGUACCAACAUCCUGAUUGUGGGAGCUGGGGCGGCCGGCUUGGUGUGUGCAGAGACCCUGAGACAGGAGGGCUUCUCCGACAGAAUUGUGAUGUGCACGAUGGACAGACACCUUCCUUAUGACAGACCCAAACUCAGCAAGUCCUUGGACUCCCAGCCAGAGCAGAUUGCCCUCAGGCCCAAGGAGUUCUUUCUGACAUAUGACAUCGAAGUCCUGACUGAGACCCAGGUUGUCACAGUGGAUGUGAAGAACAAGAAAGCCAUAUUCAAGGAUGGUUUUAAGAUGGAAUACAAUAAGUUGCUGUUGGCCCCAGGAAGCACCCCCAAGACACUCAGCUGCAAAGGAAAAGAAGUAGAGAAUGUCUUCACUAUUCGGACCCCCGAAGAUGCCAAUAGGAUAGGGAAGCUGGCCCGUGGGAGGAACGCAGUUGUUGUUGGGGCUGCCUUCUUGGGAAUGGAGGUAGCGGCAUACCUGACUGACAAGGCACACUCUGUGUCAGUUGUGGAGUUAGAAGAGACACCGUUCCGAAGGUUCCUUGGGGAGAAGGUUGGCCGAGCCCUCAUGAAGAUGUUUGAGAACAACGGGAUCAAGUUUUACAUGCAGACAGAAGUCUUGGAGCUUCGGGCCCAGGAAGGGAAGCUGAAGGAGGUUAUCCUGAAGAGUGGCAAGGUGGUCCGGGCUGACGUCUGUGUGGUGGGCAUCGGUGCGGUGCCAGCCACGGGCUUCCUUAAACAGAGCGGAAUCAACAUGGACGCCCGGGGCUUCAUUCCAGUUAACAAGAUGAUGCAGACAAACAUCCCUGGCGUCUUCGCGGCGGGGGAUGCCGUCACGUUCCCCCUGGCCUUGAGAAGCAACAAGAAAGUGAACAUUCCACACUGGCAGAUGGCCCACAUCCACGGGCGUGUGGCGGCUCAGAACAUGCUGGCCCAGGAAGCCGAGAUCAGUACUGUGCCCUGCCUCUGGACUGCCAUGUUUGGGAAAAGUAUCCGCUACACAGGGCAUGGGGAAGGGUUUGAUGACGUCAUCAUCCAGGGCGACUUGGAUGAGCUGAAGUUCGUGGCCUUUUACACCAAGAAUGAUGAGGUGAUUGCUGUGGCCAGCAUGAACUACGACCCAAUUGUCUCCAAAGUGGCUGAGGUCCUGGCCUCGGGGAGAACAAUCCGAAAGCGAGAUGUGGAGACUGGAGACAUGUCGUGGCUGACGGGCAAAGGCUACUGAACACCCAGCUGGCCGAGCGUGCCGGCCAGCUGCAGCACAUCUGGCCAGGACGUGGGCAGCCGCUCACUCAGACUCUUGCCAAACCCGCCGCCUCGCCAGUAUCUCCCUCCGAGCAGAAUCUAGCCCGUCCGUCCCCCGCUGCAAAGCCGACUCCUGUCCGGGGGUUCCAGCUCCUCUGGGAACUUUGGG
Messenger RNA from Vombatus ursinus (common wombat), 2091 nucleotides. RefSeq names its product apoptosis inducing factor mitochondria associated 3 (gene AIFM3). Bases 1 to 1902 code for a protein of 633 amino acids. Gene Ontology annotation, cellular component: cytoplasm; mitochondrion. Lineage: Eukaryota; Metazoa; Chordata; Mammalia; Diprotodontia; Vombatidae. The record is from RefSeq and is a predicted model, not a curated record. The transcript has 19 exons. Gene Ontology annotation, biological process: execution phase of apoptosis. Gene Ontology annotation, molecular function: 2 iron, 2 sulfur cluster binding; oxidoreductase activity, acting on NAD(P)H; flavin adenine dinucleotide binding.